Messenger RNA from Aureobasidium melanogenum CBS 110374, 4866 nucleotides. RefSeq lists its product as uncharacterized. NCBI's taxonomy places the organism in Eukaryota, Fungi, Ascomycota, Dothideomycetes, Dothideales, Saccotheciaceae. The transcript has 3 exons. The record is from RefSeq and is a predicted model, not a curated record. The coding region runs from base 1 to 4866 and encodes 1621 amino acids.
AUGAACCUUGGAAAUUGGGGGAAAGUUGGUAUGUGUCCCGAAAGACCUAUUAAGAAGAGUCAUUUGAACAAGCUGCUCAAGUAUAUGGAUCUGGUAUCGGUAAAGGAGAACCAGAAGGCGGUAUCAAACUCUCCGGCGCCUCCUCUAAUCCCACUCCACGAAGAGGAGGUACGUCGUCACAACAUGAAGCUGGAUACCCAUAAUCUCCUCAUUGCAAACAGCGGACUGGGGUCAAAUGAGCCGACAAACAGGGGAUCGAGUGAAGGUUGUCCCGAGACUGUAGUCCCGCCGAACCAUGGUAGCACGACUAGUGCGACCGAGACAGCGUGGCAGAUCAAUGAUGGAGAGCGCCCAGCGGCGGACUUAACUACCGACACAGACGAUUGUCCCAGAGGUUCAUCCUGCGUUCCUACAACAACACCGCCAGCCAUGGAGACUGUUGACAUGGACAGCGUCGCUGCAUCGGAUACUAGUCCAUCCAUCACGGAUAGCGGGGGUGGUGUCAGGUUUACGCCAUUCGAAGGACAGCGAACCGGAUUUGAACCUGAACCUGAAUCUCGAGAGAAUGACAAGUCUGCUUCGCAAUCCAGGGACUCCUGGUAUCCCAAAGAGGGCGAGAGAGGUAUGCAAGAUGCAGUCGUUUCAGAGCUCGCGUCCGAUAUCCUCGGCGGAUUUUCGAACAUGCAAAAGCAUGCGAUGAGGCUGGAGCAGGAAGUGCGAGAUCUUCGGAGAGCCUUCGAAUCACGGAAGGAUGAUACUCCCGAAACACAAUCAAAAAGUAUCUCGUCCAAUAUGCCGGAUGAAGCUGAGAGUACAAUCCAGGCGGAUAUCAGAGAGGGGAUCUCACAAAUGCAGCAAACGCUGAUUGAACACACGCAGAUGCAACGUAGAAUGGAUGAGAAGACUCAGGCGUUCCAGAAUCAACAAGUAAUCACUCUAGCAGGAGUCAAGUCCCAGGUCGACGCCAUCGUUUCGGAGCUACCGAAUUCAAAGGAAGCAGUGACAAGCCUGAAGCAAGCAGCGCAGUAUCUCCACGAAAUCGGCGAGAAACUUGGAAAACUGAAGGAUGAUCCAGAGAUCACGGAGAUUCCGCUGGAUCCACAGGAUAACCGAGCCGACUUCGUAGAGAGCGAUGGGCCCUGUGGCACCCGAGAGAGAUUUCGGCGUGCUGUCGAUGUACCGGAAGCCUUGGAUGGAACUGGAUAUCUCACUUCCACACCAGCUCACGAAACCCAAUUCCGAAACUUUGGGGAAAGUCGCAGGGACGACCUGACGUUAGACAAAUUCAGUUGUUCCGGCUACUCCAUACCGUCAGCGUCCUGGCCGGAGCGUGGAUCCGGAUCGUCGCAGACUCAGGGUGGACAUGGCGUCGACGAGCUUAGACAAAGUGAAAAUGAACGAAAAUUGGUGCGUCAGUUGGUACCUCUGGACGACGCCACAGCCAACAGGGUCUUUCCAGACGCUCCCAGUCCCGAGAACACGCGUUCUAUCAUAGACUUUGGACCAUCGCUCGAGGUGACACGAACCAGUAGGAGCAGACCACAGAGCAGGUAUAGAUUCAACCAUCCGACGAUUCUACGGAUACAAGGAGCAAGAUUUGUAAAGAGAAGACUCCCAGGAACAUUCGUAUCAAACAGACAUCUGCAUAGUGCUUGGAGAGCUGCGGAUAUGCAAGGAAUGUGGAUACCUGAGAUAGUAAACUUGUGUGGUGGGAAAGAUGAAAAAGACGCCAUUGGUCCUGCACAUGAGCAGGAUACGGUCUGGAACCUGCAAAUCUACGAGAGUACCUCACCGGACGAGGAUAAUUCCAUUCCCAUCAACAUUCGGGGAACAGAGCCUGUGGUGGUUCACUCGGCUACGUCCCUCGAUCAUCACAACCAGCCCAUAAGUUGUGUGUGCGAGCAGUCCUUGGCAACGACUGUAGAUUAUGGUUGCGGGGAACUCGUCACUUCGGACAGUCUGGGCACAGCUAAACCCAGCGACGGCGAUUCGACCAGUGUAAGAGUUAUUCCAGCGCCCAAUCCGGCCCGGAUGCAGCAGAUCGUAGAGAUACGAGAAAGUCUUGUUACAAUCCAAGAGAGCGUUGCGGAGGUGUCUCAUCAUGUGCCUGUAGACAAUAUUCAGACGCAGAGAAGUAUGUUGGAAGGAGGUUCACCACUUCAAAGCACCGACACUGCCUCAACAAGCGAACGUUUGCAGGGGCAGCAAUCAGCUGCCUCAAGUGAAGUCGAUCCUCUGCUGAACAGCUGGUCAGAUGAUACCAGCCAGACAGCACUUAUGACAAUUGGAGAGACGAUAGUGUCGCUCGAGAAUAGAGGGAUCAACAGCUCAAACGCUCAACAUAUGGAUCCUAUACAAUGUCGAGAAAGAGAACAGAAAUGCGAAAAGAAACCCGACGAACCCUAUCUAGAGAGCCGCGAGACAGGACUUAAGAAGGCUGCGAAAAGUGAGCUUUCGUUCCACACGAGUAGUAUCAUGUCUCAAGGCUCGUCACACUCAGAAGACCAUCAAGGCACCCAGGAGACUGAGUUGACACAAAGACUGCCAACACGUUCUCACAAAAAUCACGUUUCUGCGAAGGAUCGCAGAAAGCGGAAGGAAGAGAAACGCAAGGGAAUAGGAGAAGUACACAGGAACAAAAGGCAUGAUCAGUUAAAGCGAAACCGACAGGGUCCACCCCAUCUUGAUGCCACUAAGACACCAUUAUCCGGUACGCACCAUGCGCAUUUGGAACUCUCUCGGGACGACUCUGGCGACUGUCGUUCCAGCGAUACUACCAGUGCCAUAGCUCAAGGCCCUGGCGGUAUGGGUGACACGGAAGCUGAGUGCCGGCACAGGAGUCAAGAAUACAGCGAAUUCACGGGACAUGAGGAAGCGGACCAUGUCAUUCCACCACUCCAGUCAGGUUGGCUUCGGCGAGGGUCGAAGAGAGGUGCUCACCUUGGCAAUACCGAUGGACUGGUCAAAAAAACUGAACUCUUAGCCAGUGUUCCUCUCGGACUAUUGGUUUCUCCAACCGAUACAAUGAUAGCCGAUAAAGAUCCCACCUCUAAUUCGACCACCGAUGGACAGGAUGGAGUGGGAACGUCGAAUCAUACCAAAUUGAGAUACAGCACGCUACAGGACUCUAUCGCAGAACCAGAAAGACAGAUUGAGUCUUCUGAGAACCAUCUCGUCCAGUCAGAUACUGCGUCUCCCGCAGCGCACUGUGGUCAGACGGUAACUAGUUUCCCUACUCAAAGGCCUGCCUCGCAUCCACAAGUCUCAACGCAUCGACGGAACAUCGCUCAGUCUCCCUCGAAAACGUACCAGGGCUUCCAAAUGAGCGCUACUGAUGUCCCAACAAAAGAGAGGAGUCCGGAGCAGCCUUCAUCACUACCACCAGAGAGAAGAGGUGGUGAGAAGAGGCCAAGAGAGGAGGAUACUGUGGGGCAUCAAGGCAUCAAAAUGAAAGCCCCAAGACUGACAGUGCCUCUAGAGCGCACCGGGAAUGAUCAUAAUCCGGAUCUAUUUUAUGGUGAGGAUGAGAGGAUCGCGAGUGUGGCCGACAUCCAGAUGGCAGAUUCUCCUGCUUCUGAUGAUCAGCCCUCCGGUCCUCGGGAAGAUCAUGCAUCCGAACCCAACUAUGAUACAGACAAUGCUGCGAACCUCAAUGAGAGUGAUGUAGAGUCCGUCAAAAGCGCUUGGCGAUCUAGAGUACAAGAGCAUAGGGCGGCAAAACAGAUGAAUCGGUACAUCAUCGAUAAUGCACGGAAGGAAGUACGUUCUGAAUUACGCCAUCCAGAGACCAGAUUCAAUGGAAGAUACGAGGAUGGUUCCACGUUCACUCUAAGCGAUGGGGCUCCACAAUAUCCUAGCAGAGAAGAAAUCUCCGCCUCCGCGUUUCUGCCCACUCUUACUGCACAAGAGUCCGCUUCCUUGGAGAUUGCGAAGCAACCAGGUACCAUGGAGCAGCUACAUGAUCAGGAAAACCCCAGACAGCUCUCAAUGUCACCACGCACAACAAGUAGGGAAGGGCAUAAGGCAGAAAACCACACUGAUAGCGACAGUCGUAAUCUAGAACCAGUCUCGCGAGGACAGGUCACACCUGAAAAGCUCAACGAAGAGACCGGGACCAGACCCAUGCACCCUUCUCACAUGAGCAAUAUCAUAAGCCGGACUUCCAUGUAUAGUAGAUCUGCUCAACCAAGUGAAUCCGUUGGCCAAGACAGUAUGAUCUUGCCAACCGGUGGCGACAUCGAAGAGGUAGAUAUCGCAGUACCGCUCCAUCUGAUAGAGAGAAGCCAGUCUCCUGUAUCACGAGUGGGACACAAUCUGCAAGUAUACAACUUCACUCAACCGCAGCAUUCCCUGGUCAACAGUCAGCACGAUGGCAGAACAUUGUCUGGUAUGGAUGGAGAUCGUUUGAACCGUGGUACCGAGGAUAAUGGACUGAAACAGGUUGUGCAAUCUCUCGUUGACAGUGACGAUGUAGAGUUGAUAAAAGAAACUCGUCUGCCCGAUGCAAGGAGCGUGGGUCACGAACACAUAUUGGUCGCUCCUGCAAGGAAUGAUGGAUUGAGUGGUACGACCUGUAGCCCGGCCCCCAGCAGCCCUCAGCACAUAGCUAGGCCCGGCUCCAUCUUGCCAGAUGCAUCGAUAAAAUCUUCUACGGUCCUUGCAGAUGGUAAAACUUGCGCAGCAGAUAACCACCAACAGAAAGCGCUCGACGUGGCGCCCUCCUCAACACGUCAGAGCAACUUUUCAAUUGACCCUAUUGAAUCUGGAGAACAGGCUGAGCUGGGAAGUGUGCCUGAUUCAGAGAGUCACGUUGAGUUUGCAAGCAUCGAUCCUUUCUGUCAGACUGGAUCAGAGGUGGAACUCUGA